Molecule: messenger RNA, 1497 nt
Organism: Moesziomyces aphidis
Lineage: Eukaryota; Fungi; Basidiomycota; Ustilaginomycetes; Ustilaginales; Ustilaginaceae
Source: the annotation of a GenBank genome assembly
AUGGCUUCCGUAUCUGCAAACGGCAUGCCUUCGUCCAAUGCAACGUCUGCCAAUGCGACUGGUCAAGCCUCGCCGUACGUAGGAACGUCGCCUACCGUACCGGCGACAUCGCUCAUGGUCAGCAACACCAGCGACACAGCACUCACCCUGGUCACGCUUGGUCCGCUAUCGGCGUGCGUCUCGAUCCCUCGUCUCGACAACACGGCUGCACCAGUGCUUUCCAACUCGACGGUGAUUGCGCAGCACCAACUUGACGCGUGGCUCGGCAAGCUGCCCACGACGACGCGAUGCACGACACUCGCGUGGACGCUAAGACCCGACUACUCGGAUCCACUCGAUGCGCUCGCACGCUUUCAAGACCAGAUCGACCAGCUCUUCCCCGUGCAAAACUCGACGUUCGCGGCCAAGAUGCUCGAGGCUCAGCCGGCUGGAAAUGCGAGUUUCUUUCAGCCGUCAAGCGGGGCGGGGCUGCUGCUUGCGCCCAGUAGCGGACCGAGGAUGCUGCCGACCACUUUGCCGAUCUGGAUGGGCGCGGUAAUGGCGGGCGUUGUGCUGGUGCACCUUGUAGCGCUGCUGCUGCAUAUCGGCGCCGAGAUCGCUGUCCUCUUCCCCUCGUUCGCGGCCAAAUCCAAACCUCCUUUGGCGCAGUCUCUGCCAAUGCAGAACGAGAGCACAGCGACGCUCGUCGAACCUAAAACCACGCCUGAAGACGGUAAGAUCGAUCCUCCCGGAUACACUGCUCCGUCCGUCGACCAAGGUGUAGCUGGGUCGGUGGGUGAUGGGCAGCUGCCGGUGGCACGCGCGUGUCGCAGCGCAAAGCGCGUCUUCGUACCGCUGCUGCUUCUGGCGGCACUUGGGAUGGUGGGCAUCGCCGUCGUGCUCAACUCAAAGUUCGCCCAGGGACCGGUCGGCGUUGCUUCGUCGGCGCUGGUGUCGACAGAUACAGCCAGUACGAGCGCGAGUGGUGUCUCUGUGGCCAGUAGUCUUGCUGUGGCGACGAGCAGCGUUCGACGUGCGGGGCAUGCUAGCAAUGCCACGUCGGCGGAUUCGACGGCUCUGCCAACAGGCACGCUUUCCAUGACACGACUCGUUCGUCGUCAGGCCGACUUCUUUCCUCCAGCCCCGGCCCCCUCCCGCUCGAGCUCUUCCGAAUCACUCGCGCCGACUUGGACAAGUACACCGUCGACGAGGUCAAGUCUGGUUACGCCGACACCUUCUUCGAGCGCGAUGUUCGGCUCCUUCUCAUCGCCCACGUCAAAUUUUUCUCUGUCGACACAGAGCGUUACGCCCGUAGCGACAACAGCGCCUGUUGCGAGCACAACCGAUGUGUCGAAUGAGGCGAGGUCGUUGCUGGUGCUGGAGCGGGGCAGCUCAAUGCACCGGGUGUGGUGGAUCGUGAUGCUCGACUUGGUGCUCUGGUUCAUCCAGCGUCGCCGCACCCGAUCCCAGUACGCCCUUGAUAAGGCCCACGCCACCCUCCUGCCCCGACCUCAAUAG